This is a messenger RNA of Nezara viridula (southern green stink bug), 816 nucleotides long. Lineage: Eukaryota; Metazoa; Arthropoda; Insecta; Hemiptera; Pentatomidae. The record is from the annotation of a GenBank genome assembly.
AUGCAGAAAUCCUGUGCCUGCAGGUUCCUCUACGGCCCUGAGACCAGCGACGAAGACAAGAGUCGCAUAGAGAACAGCCUCCAAUCCAAGACUGAGCUCAAGUUAGAAGUCAAGUUUUAUAAGAAGAACGGUCCAGUGAGAACUCCUCUACUCCGACACCCGGGGUUUGGGAGGAGGGAGGAGGGAGGAGAACGGGGAGAGGGCAAUCAGAGAAUUAGGCCACGAAGGGGCUACUGCGAGACCGGCCCGAGGACUUCCUGGGAUUUGUUACAUGGCUCUGCUGAUAUUGAAAGCAGUGAUCAAUGGACUCUUUGCAGCAGAGAUGAAUCUCCAUGCUCUGUCAUUACCGAAAGCCAUCAAACUGCGCGAUAUAGAGUCCAUAUCACGCGGCCGGCGGUAGGUGCAGCUGCUCCAGACCGGCGAUUAAAGUACCAUCUGCAAUAUCAAAGUCAAUAUAAGAAUCCUGAUAGCUCAAAGUCACCUGACAAUGGACCGCAGUCGAGGAUUAAUGAAAGAGAUUAUCUGAUAUGGGGAAGAAGGAGAUGGAGACGUAAAUCACAUUGGGUAGAUAGGAAACCUGGCGCUUACAGUAAUGGAUACCCAACCUCUCUAGGGCACGCUCGAGAGCUGUUGGUAGUCAAACAUGAACUGAUGAGGCUCCUUGAAGAGAGAGAAUACGCCUGUUUCGAGGAAGUAUAUUGUAUAGAUACGGAUGGAUCCACCCGAUAUGCCGACAUUGUAGCAUUCCCUAAGACGGGAAAGUCGGCGAUGAUUUUGGAUCCGACCGUGAGAUAUGAGAUCAACGACCUCGAUUAG